UGGGGCGGGCAGAGCGGACUGGCGCCGGGAGAUUCGAGCCCUGACCGCGGUUCUGACUUAAACCCUGUGUGAUUUGGAAAUAACCUGUAAAGCCCCUACAGACGGACCCAUUUGCUGUGUUUAUUUGCACCGCUGUCAUGUUGUCGCACUGUGUGAUCUUUUUCAGCGGGAUUGGAGGCUGUUAAACCUUAGCAGCCGUGCGGAUGGAGGCCAUGGAGGUAGAUAUUCCCGUGGAGCUGGGAAGAGGCAUUAGACAGCCGGAAGCUGCAGGUGCCGCUGCUGCAGGUCAGCCUGAGGAUGCCAAUGUACCACAUGUUAUCUCAGACUCCGGGAGCAGCACCGAAGUGGACGAAGAUGAAGAUGAUGACGACAACGCAGGAGCGGCUCGGGCACCUCCCAGGCUUCCUGCUACCUGGGCGUUUAGUCAAAGAGUGGUGGGUCAGGUUGCAACUGCGCCCUCUGCUGCUCAGGGGGCUCCCAUACGCAGGAGACUCAGACAAGGCCUCAGGGUGCACUACCCCAGCCAGACCGCAGCACCCUCCAGAGGAUUCCCAGACUUCCUGCUCCGAGCACCCGCUGCCAGCGUGGCACAGCCAGAGUCCGGCAGCACCACAGAGGCCAGUGAGUCUGAGGAUGAGGCAGAGGGUGGUGAAGACGGGACACCUGCAGCUGUGGAGCCCAUUGACCCUGUCCUGCCUGCUGGUCCCAACCUCAGCACACCCAACCAACUCACCCAGUCUCAAGUAGCGAGCACAGCAAACUCCAGUUUAGCUUCCGAUGGUGAGAGGACAGAAGCUCAAAACAAGAACUUCCAGGUGGCCCCAGCAGCCCCAGCUUCAGGCCAGUUGUCCCACAGUGAGGAGAACGAAGGCGACACCUGUACUAUCUGCUUUGAGGCAUGGACGACGGCGGGUGAACACAGACUGUCUGCUCUGCGCUGUGGACACCUCUUCGGCCACACCUGCAUCCAGCGCUGGCUCAAAGCUCAGGGCCAAGCUGCAAAAUGUCCACAGUGCAACAAGAAAGCAAAGCGUUCGGACAUUGUGCUUUUGUACGCUCCAAAGCUGAGAGCCCUGGACAACUCUGAGCAAGAGAACUUAAAGAAGUCUCUGGAGCAGGAGCAGUCUCUGAGGAGGAAGGCUGAAUUGGAGUCGGCUCAGUACAAACUUAAACUGCAAGUUGUCACCAACCAGUAUGGACAAGCACAGCAAGAGCUGCAGGAGCUGAGGGCCCUGAUGGCCCAGGCAGGUAGGAGCUCAGUUCCCUCUACAUCAUCCUCGUCCUCGUCUUCUGCCCUUCACGUCAGUCUGUCUCAGAGGGCCGACGGCUCCAGGACGGCUCAGUACAGCUUCUCUAAGGCGGUGCUGGUGUCUCAGGGCGGAGGCUGCAGGGUUUUAUCCUACUGCGAACCUCUGAGCUGCCUGCUAGCCUCCCAGCCUUCCCCUCACUCCACACUGGUGCCUGGUUGUGGGGUGAAGAAGGUGAGUGUAGUGAACAUGAAGGCCAGUCAGUACGUUCCCAUCCACAGUAAACAGAUCAGAGGCCUGUCCUUCAACAGACAGAACGACAGCCUGCUGCUGUCUGCCGCCCUGGACAGCACCAUAAAACUGACCAGUCUUCUGACCAACACAGUAGUUCAGACGUAUAACGCUGGUAAACCCGUGUGGAGCUGCUGCUGGUGUUUGGAUAACAGUAACUACAUCUACGCCGGUCUGAGCAACGGCUCGGUGCUCAUCUAUGACACCAGAGACACCAGCACACACGUGCAGGAGCUGCAGCCACUCCGCUCCAGGUGUCCGGUGGCGUCUCUGUGCUAUGUUCCACGGGCAGCGUCCAGCUCAUUCCCGUGUGGCGGGCUGAUUGCCGGCUCUCUGGAAGGUGGGUGUUUCUGGGAGCAAGUGAACGAGACCACCUACAGACCUCACCUCCUGCCCCUGGAGACCGCCGGCUGCACCGACAUCCAGGUGGAGACGGAGAGCAGACACUGUCUGGUCACAUACAGGCCUGGACGCUCCAACCCAUUCCUGCGCUGUGUCCUGAUGGCUCUGAACCGAACCCCCCAGCAGGACUCCAGUCAGAUACCCAGCUGCUCCUGCUCACCGGUGCAGACGUUCAGCGCCGGCUCAUCCUGCAAACUGCUCACCAAGAAUGCUGUCUUCAGGAGCCCAGAGGGAGGCGGGACGCUGGUCUGUGCUGGCGAUGAGGCGUCCAACUCCACCAUGGUGUGGGAUGCAAGCAGUGGCUCUCUUCUGCAGAAGCUUCCGGCCGACCUCCCGGUGCUGGACAUCAGUCCCUUCUCGGUGAAUGGCGAGCACUUCCUGGCCUCUCUCACCGAGAAGAUGCUGAAGCUGUACAAGUGGGAGUGAGUGAGGACGACUAGAUGAAUGUGGACCUCUGGUGUCCUCCAGAGACCAGGGAACAAAAAAGCACACCGCAGUGCCAGAGGAGAGAACGCAGUGUGUGCGUGCGUGUGUGUGUGUGUGAAAACUAAAUGCUGCUAAACUUUUAUCUGUAUGUUUACACAGACAAAUGUCUGGAGGAAACCUUUCAGAUUCAUCCCUUUGUAGUUUCUUUUUCUCAGCUCUUUCAACCAAACAUCCAUGUUACUGUGUAACAGCAUGAAGCCUGAGUCAGCUGUGGGGCACUUGGAUGUACUUCCAUUCAGGAUUGUGUAUACAUGCGGGAAAAGGUCAGAUUAAUAAUGCAUAACACUUGUCACUUGGUUAGUCCCUGCAGAGGCUCAGUCAUCUCAGCUGGGCAAGUGGUUGAAGUAUUGUCAACAGAAGGUGUUUUUUCUCUUCUUUUGAGUCUAAUGAAAGCGUCUGCUGUGUCAGCCCUGCACAUAAAUGACUGACACCAACAUUUCUGUAGCUCUUUGCUACAAAUCCCAUAUUUAGACUUUUUUUCUUACCAUUUUCAGCCUGUUCAGGUUUAGACGUGUGCGGCCCAUGCAGCCAUUUGUCCUCAUUCAUUUCUGUACUGAAUGGAAAUGAAUUGGUAGACUUAUCACAGUUGGCAUCCAGUCUGGGCUUUCGCCAUCAUUCCAUCUGCCAGUUGCCUUCUCAAUGAAUCCUUCUGUUAUUAGGACUGUAAAUGACAAUCUGUCUGGUUGUUUUCAGUUCUGUUGUUCACUGUGAUAGAUUACAUGAGAGUGCGUUGUACAGAAAUGACUGAAAAUGUUUUGGCUCCCUGGGAUGGGAGUUUCAAGACCAGUACAAAAAAGGGCCAGACAUGUGUAUAAGUCAACAACAGUAAAUUAUUAAAGGAACCAUUACCACUGGUUUACUCGCAGCCGGUGUAUGUCAUACACUGCUGCUGCCAAAUCAUAUCACACUUUAGAUUCCUUCCCUCCGGGCAAGGAAUCAGUAAAAAUCGUCUUUAUCUUUGCAACAUGGCUCCUAUGGAUCAACCUUUCUUUGUGCAAGAAUAAUCUAUCACUGUUUUUACUCAGGUCAUGCUUCAUAUUAUGAUCACUAUCAUGAUAGUGCAGUGCAUUUGUGCAGCUAUGUAACCAAAGUCUGGGAUGUCCGAUGGUACGUGAGUCCACCUAAAAGUGCAAGUUUGGAAAUGACCACAAAAUACGACCCAGCUUUUACCUUUGAAUAAAGGCGGCCUAAUAUUCAGUGUCAUCUAAAGCUGGUAGGACGGAUUGGAAAACGCUUGGUUGUACUGUAAACUAUUCAUGAUUCGUACAGCUCUGAACACAGAGCUAGCACAAAGUGGCUUCAGGCAUCAGCUCUGUGUUUACAAAUCAUGAAUAAAAUAAGUCCAACACUCGACUGAAGAGAAAAAGGGAUUCGCCACAUGAAGCUCAGCUGAGAUCACAAAGUUUUGCUGUUUUGACCAGAAACAGUGCAACUGGCUGCCACUUUUUAGCCCGCAGACAAAAACAUGAAAUGCUCGUUCCUUCAGCUUAUUAAAUUACAUUCAUUCAGCUCGGUAUGCUUGGAUUUCCAAGUUAAACCAAGGAGUAGCUGUGUGCUGAACGAGAGCAGACACCCCUCUUCAUUCAAUCUGUCCUACCACUUCCCUUUUAUGCAUUUCUGUAUUCACGUCCCUCAAACUCUUACAAUCCCCUCAUUCCAGGUUUUAUUUCAGUUUGAUCCCACUAAACAUCAAGUGCCAAAGUAAUCUGAUGGUAUCGGUUUUACUGUCCUGUGUUUCUUUGUAAAGGAAGUUGUAUAUAUGUAUAUUUGCUACCACUCUUUUAUGUAUGACUUCAGAAUGAAUAAAAAUUGUGUUAUUUUUAUCUUAAA
Molecule: messenger RNA, 4256 nt
Organism: Mugil cephalus (flathead mullet)
Lineage: Eukaryota; Metazoa; Chordata; Actinopteri; Mugiliformes; Mugilidae
Gene: rfwd3
Product: ring finger and WD repeat domain 3
Exons: 13
Coding region: 204-2366 (720 amino acids)
Biological process (GO): double-strand break repair via homologous recombination; interstrand cross-link repair; protein ubiquitination
Cellular component (GO): site of double-strand break; nucleus
Molecular function (GO): ubiquitin protein ligase activity; protein binding
Source: RefSeq, a predicted model, not a curated record